This is a messenger RNA of Xyrichtys novacula (pearly razorfish), 2097 nucleotides long. Lineage: Eukaryota; Metazoa; Chordata; Actinopteri; Labriformes; Labridae. The record is from the annotation of a GenBank genome assembly.
AUGGAGAGGAUAAGAAAAGAGAUGAUAUUGAUGGAGAGGGGGCUGCACAGUCCGGUCGCAGGGAAGAGGCUCGCAGACAGCACGCCGGGAAACUCAGUGCUGGAGGCCCUGGAGAACUCGCAGCACAGCGGACGGCUCAGCCCGAGAAUAACUUCGGCUCAGCUACAUGGGAAUCUCGGGGACAUCCCGACGAAAAGCAAAUUCGAGAUUGAGAGUCUUUUCGGCACGCACCACAACAGCGAAAACAGCUCAUCGGCGGAGAUCUCGUCGUCGGAAAGCCGGAAGAAAAUGAGCCUUUAUUCUGAAGUUUCUCCAGAUUCAGAUAUUAACAGUGAUGUGGAGGUGGGAUGCCCUGCGCACCGUUCCCCGAGCCAGCACAAGGAGAACAACAAAGGUACUAAUGCAGCUUUUUACACAGUUACGAGUUUAAGUUUCUUAUGUGGCUAAAGGACUAUUAGGCCUGGAGCUAUUUUUAUUUAAGGCCAUUAUUAUUUACGUAAGGAAGCAAAAUAAACCUACCUAUAAUAAUAAUUAUUACUGUAAGGCUUUUAUUUUGUUAUCAUGUUUGUUAUUUUUGUGAUUGGUCUGCUGUUUUAUGUUAUUUUUAACAGUAAAUGAUGUAAAAUACUACAAAUAAUAACCUGUUCAUUUAUUUGAAACAUAUUAGCUCAACCAUUUUCUUUUUUUUUUCAAAAUAAAAUCAGUUUUAGCCUCACACUCUGAUAGACUUUAUUAUUUUAACAUUAUCUGAUAUUAGAAUAUUUUAUUUUAUUUUUUCGUUUUAACUGAUUGGAUGAUUUAUUAUAGGUUUUUCAGACAGUAAUUCCGGCUCGUCCGGCUCGAACUCCCUCGCCAAUAUGAACGGUAAUUCAUCGGGAGGAUCAAACAAUUCCAAUUCGGACCAAGUGAGGAGAUACCGGACAGCUUUCACGCGAGAACAGAUCGGAAGACUGGAAAAGGAGUUUUACAGGGAAAAUUACGUUUCCAGGCCGAGAAGAUGUGAAUUAGCAGCAGCACUAAAUCUGCCCGAAACGACCAUUAAGGUAAGAGAUUAAUCUUCAUUAUUGCUGAAGGUCCACUGUGUGUGUCGAUGUGUUUGUGAUUGUGCAAAUGAGAAAAAUAGGUUAUUAUACUGGGCUAACUUGCAGUAAAAAAUAUCUUUAUUUACAGCAUCCUCUCUGCACAUUUUGUGUUUACACUGACCUGUGCAUUAUGCUUUUUAAUUUAAAUUCUGCUGCGUUUGUGUGAAGCAGUCAUUUCACACGUUUUUAAUUAUUUGCAUCAAAACAAAAUGCAAAAGAAAAAAAGGAUGAAGCUUUAUGUUUGUGUUUAUUUUCACGCACGCUGCAUGCCAUAUUUUUAAAGCUAUUAUUAUUAUUGUUGUUGUUGUUGGCUCGGUGCAGGGCUCAGUGUGUCUAAAUCCAGAGCUUGAAAACAACAUGGCAGUUUCAGUAUGGCCCUUGUUGUUGUCUCUGUGUUCAGGUGUGGUUCCAGAACAGGCGGAUGAAGGACAAACGGCAGCGUUUGGCGAUGUCCUGGCCUCAUCCAGCCGACCCAAGCUUCUACACCUACAUGAUGACGCACGCGGCAGCUACAGGAAGCCUACCUUACCCUUUCCACUCGCACAUGCCUCUACAUUACUACCCUCACGUCGGUGUCACUGCAGCAGCGGCCGCCGCGGCAGCCACCGGUGCAGCCUCGUCACCUUUCGCCACCUCCAUCCGGCCCCUCGACACUUUCCGGGCACUCUCCCAUCCUUACUCACGGCCCGAGCUCCUGUGCAGCUUCAGGCACCCGGGACUCUACCAGUCACCCGCAGGCCUCAACAGUUCCGCAGCAGCGUCAGCGGCAGCGGCGGCUGCGGCAGCGGCGGCGGCGGUCAGCGCGCCGUCAGCCACCGGGCCUUGCUCGUGUCUGAGCUGCCACAGCAGCCAGGCCGCGAGCGCGCUCGGCUCCAGGAGCGCGAGCGCUGACUUUACCUGCACAGCUUCAGGGCAAAGAUCCGAGAGUGGAUUUCUGCCCUACUCUGCCGCUGUUCUCAGCAAGACCUCAGUCCCAUCACCAGACCAGCGAGAGGAAAGUUCACUCAACAGAUAA